Molecule: messenger RNA, 1919 nt
Organism: Nycticebus coucang (slow loris)
Lineage: Eukaryota; Metazoa; Chordata; Mammalia; Primates; Lorisidae
Gene: LRRC19
Product: leucine rich repeat containing 19
Exons: 6
Coding region: 275-1387 (370 amino acids)
Biological process (GO): interleukin-8 production; positive regulation of non-canonical NF-kappaB signal transduction
Cellular component (GO): plasma membrane
Molecular function (GO): signaling receptor activity; protein binding
Source: RefSeq, a predicted model, not a curated record
GUUAAAACCAACUGAAAUGCAAUCAUAUGACAUACUUUUUAAAAAUGGUGUAGAAGAAACAGAAAAAAUUGCUUCAGCACACCAGUCUCAGAUGAAAGAAAAAAAUAAAGCCUAUUUGCCACCUUUAACCAACCCUAUGGCACUUCCCCCUAACCUACCUGUCCAUCCCACCAGAAACAUAAGAAAGAACUUCAGACCACUGACAAAUAUUGAAACAAGCCAUUGAAGAGGCUUUGCACCUAUUCCCAAAGAUCAUUAAACACAGGCCUGUAAUAUGAAAGUCACAUGCAUCGCAACCUUAUUUUGGCUUUUCUCCAUGCUACUAUUACCAGACAAAAGCCAGACUUCUAAAACAGAAGUCCAAUGUAAUUUCACUGAAAGGAAUUAUUCUUUGGUUCCAGUGACUAUCAAUAAAAAUGUUACUAUACUUGAUCUCAGUUAUAACCAUAUUACUCUGAAUGCUACUGACAUAAGAGUUCUGCAGACAUAUUUUUUACUCACUGAGCUGUACCUAAUUGAGAACAAUGUUGCUAUCUUACACAGUAACAGUUUUGGUAACCUAUCCAAUCUAGAAAUUUUAAAUAUCUGUAGAAACUCCAUCUACAUAAUUGAACGGGGUGCAUUUGUAGGGUUAAGUAAACUAAAACAGUUAUAUCUCUGCCAAAACCAAAUACUACAACUGAAUGCUGAUAUGUUUGUACCUCUGAGAAACCUGAAACUUCUGAAUCUGCAUGGCAAUUGGAUAAGCUCUUUUGCAGUACCACAACUAUUUCAUCUGGAAUUAAUAAUUUUAUAUGGAAACCCAUGGAACUGCUCUUGUAGUCUAUUCAAUUUGCAGAACUGGCUUAAAACAUCAAACGUGACUUUAGAAAAUGAAAACGUCACCAUGUGUAGGUAUCCAGAUAUCCUGAAGAGCUACAAUAUCAAAACAGUACCUCUUAAAGCUGAAUGCCACUCAAAAUCUCCUUCACCUAUAAUUGAAGAUCUUUAUAUUCACUUUCAGUCCAAUAGCAAUUCAGCCUUUAAUAGCUCUUUGAACAACUUAACAAGAGAUUCAGAACAUGAGCCUCUUGGGAAAAGUUGGCCUCUCCUUAUUGGUGUUGUUGUCACUGUACUGAUGACUUCAUUCCUCAUCUUUAUUGCUAUCAAAUGUCCAAUAUGGUAUAAUAUUCUGCUUAGUUACAAUCAUCAUCGCUUAGAAGAGCAUGAAGUAGAAACCUAUGAUGAAGCUUUUAAUGGAAAUCCAAGUUCUCUUUCACAGACACCAGCUACAAACUCUGAAGACACUACAAUAAUAUUUGAACGAUUACACUCAUUUGUGGUAGAUGAUGAUGGGUUUAUUGAAGACAAAUAUAUAGAUACCCAUGAAUUAUGUGAAGAAAAUUAAUUUUUUGAUUAUUUAAUUAAAAAAAGUUAUCAGUCUAUUCAUAGUUUAAGCAUAGAGAUUUUGAUAUGAGACAUACCAAACUAUAGCUAGUAGACCUUGAUAUUAACUACAGCAUACAUAAAUGUCAUAAAACUAUGUUUUCUCAUUGUAUUAAGCAAGCAGAUCCAAAUGCAGUAACGGACACUCAGCAACGGUUACACAGUUAGUCCACAAUACUGGCAUUACUAUUCUCAGCAGUAUUCAGGAGACUGUAUGGGCUAGUGAGAAGAAGAUCUAAAGCAAAAUUAUUCAUUAAUUAGAAUGAAUGGAUUCUCAUAUUAAUACAAAUAUUUGAUGUAUUGUAUAUUAAGUUAUGCUGAAGUUCCAAUCAGCAAUAAAAUAAAGGUUUUGGAUUUAUAUUAUGAGUCAAAGUGAAAGGAACAGAACAUAAACAAUAUAUAAAGAUUGAUUUUAUGUUCCAUAGAGUGGGAAUUUAUGGAGUUGAAAAAUAUGUUUUUAAAUGCUUCCUGAAUUUGCAAAAUAAAUUUUCUUU